CCGUAUUGACUUGAGACAAACUGUCCUCGAAAAUGGCAUCAGAAACUGCGGAUUUAGCAUUGAUUCAAGAUGAAGAAUUGCUCCGCCGAAUGUGGCAGCAGACGGAGGAUUUUGCAAGGAAGAAGGAGAUUCGUGCUCAUAUGUACAAAUUGCGCGAAAAUCGCCUUCGAGAUUUCUAUACCGGUGAAAUGGAUGCAACCACCAUUGGAAUGGGCAAGGGUCCACUUGGGAGCAGUCACGGGGACUCUCUGGUCGAUCAGUCAUUUCAGAGUCUCAAAUCAAAAGAAAUUCGCGAUUCUGAAAGUCCCACAAGAGACUACAAGUUUGAUGUUGUGGCGCCAGAUACAAGUGGAUGGAAUGUUGUUACAUCAUCGGAAGUGACAAACGACGGAAAAACUCACACGACCCAGUCACUUGCAACGACAGCCGGUGUUCAAGACGUACCAGGUGGGAAGACAUCAUUCUCCGGGCGCAAUGAGCAAUUGUCCUCGGUGACCCGUGAAGGUGAUGACAACAACUACACCACAUCAGCCGGCCAGUCGUCCAAUACACUCCUCCAGGAAACAACGGUUACGGGGGAUGAAACAAGUGGAAGGACUGAGAGUAAAUCAACAUCAGUCACCUCCUCGUCUCGUGUCAUUAAGUCCCAACACACAUCAUCCGGAGAUCAAGCUAUUCGUGAUCACAGAAAUAUUGCCGACGAAUUCGAUGAAUUGCUCCAAUCAACUCGAAAUACAUCAUCGACACAAUCGCGCUCAAAUGUCCAGCAACAGUCAACCACAUCACUCACAACAUCUGCAAGUGACUAUCAAAAUGAACAGCUUAGUGGGCAGGAGAGCAAAAUCUCCACUACAACCACUAAGCAACAUUCCACAACAGACAAGACCGCUGAGAGUCACCAGAGAGAAGUUGAGCGCCUUGCCGCAUUGCCGGGUGAGAUAAUAUCGCGAAAGAUUGACUAUCCCGAUGCCAAUACCAAGAUGAUCACUGAGACAAAAGCCCUGGAUGAUGGAACGAUCGUCACAACCACAAAAUACGAAACACGAUCGGCGUCCUCAAAGGUCUGGUCAUCGGCAUCGAAUAAGCAAGAAUGCACGUCUUCGCGAUCAAUCACGGAGGAGCGUGCCCAAAAGCAGAGAAUUGAAUGUAUUCGCGAUGAUACGGCCAAUGUUAGGGACAAUGAUCACCAGAGCAUCCAUUCACAUGAUUUGCAAUCGAAUGAUGUGCAGAAGAAGCACCAAGAAACUGCCACAAAAUCGCGCGAGACUAUGGAAAAGUUGCGUGAGACAUCGCAUCAUGAUCAUGAAACAUCUCAACAGCAAACAUUCAAAACUGAUGUAACGAUCGCCGAUGAUUAUGCUCCAAGUGAGGCAUCUCAAUUCUCUCCGCAAUCAAAUAAAACUUUCGAAUACUUCAAUGUGGAUUCAUCGGAGAGCCAUCAUGAGGAUUUUGUGAUAAAGAAGCAGGACUACCGUCAGGAUCACAUUAGUAAGCGUGUUAGUGUGGAAGUGGAUGCAGCUCAUGAUGCCUUUGCACGAUCUCUACGUUCUAUUUCACCUGAUCGUGGAAGCACAAAAUCCUCACGCACAACACUGGAUAAGAUUCACUCACGUCGUAGUCCAUCACGGGACAGCGAUAUAAGUCGCAUUAGCUCAAACACAGUAACAAAGAGCAAGAGUGAUCUCACGACUCACGACUACCAGAAAUCAACGAUCAGUUCCGAGAGGCGCCAGGUGCGAGGGUCAACACCCACGGUCACUACAAAGCGCCCGUCGGCUCUUGUGGAGACAACUGAAGUGGAAACAGUUGAGAGUGUCAAGAAGAGUUCAGAGUCCAAGGAUAGAGUGCCCGUGAGGGAGCCUUCUCCAGUUCGUAGACCCACCCAGGCAAGCAAGAAGCCUGCAGAAAGGGAUUCAAGAUCACCAACUAAACAACCACUCAAGGAUUUUGAAACGGAUUCUGCACGUUCAACUUCUCCCACAAGCACUGUGAGUGACAUUGUUUACCAUCAUGGAGAGACACGCAAAGUAAUUACAGAUCUUGACACAGAGGAGACCACAAAAAGCGUAGAAGUUCAAGAGGUCAAGAAAACCACGGAAGAAUUUAUAAAUACUGAAUCAACAACACAGAACACCACCACUGAGGUUAAAAAAGUUGUUGCUGAGGGUUAUGGUGAUGAAGUUGUCCAGGAUGUUCCACAAGUGACUGAGAAACCAGCAAAAACUCCCACUGCUCAGCCAAGAAAGAGCUCCUUGAAGAAAACCACAGAAGAUGUGACUGAAAUUGAAAAAACCUCCGAGGAGACAACUGUGCAAAAAUCCAAAAGACAUCAGCUGACCAGAAGUGAGACCUACGAGGAAAGAUGCCGCCAAAUCCUUGGGAUGUCCGAUAAAGCAGAAAUUCAAGCUAAAGGAGAAGAAAAUCUAACAAACAUUCUAACUGCAAUUGAGACACAAGAGAAAACAUCUCAAGCAAAGGAUACCGUUGAUUUUCUCGCCAAUGAGAUCAAUGUUGAAAAUGCAAAUAAAGUCAGCAAAAGUCCCGAAAGGAAGCCCAAGACACCCAGUGAAAGUCCAAGAAAGAUUUCUUCUCCUUCUAAGAAAACUCCUGCAAGUAGUCCUGAAAGGAAACCAUCCAUAAAAGUUACGGAAACAGUUGAGAUUAAAACAACCACAAAAGAUUUGCCUAAAGAUUCAAAGCCUCAGGAUAGGAGCCCCGAGAGGAAACCAUCAGGUAAAAUUACAGAAAAUAUUGAAAUAAAGACAACUACGGUGACAAAGGAUUCAGCAAAGGAUGCAAAAGUUCAGGAUAAGAGUCCAGAGAGGAAGCCAUCAGUUGGUGAUCGUGGCGGUAAGAAAACUCCCACAAAACCUGAACCGGUGAGAAAGUCCAGCAAGAAUGAGAUAAAAAGGGAAUCCGUAACCGAGAUUACUACUCAAUCCUCAAAGACAGUAAUCAAGAAGGAAUUAAAAGAAGAUGAUAAGGAAAGAAAAUCAACGACAACGAUUGUAACGACUAAGGAGGCACCUGAGAAAAAGACAUUGGGUGAAAGAAAGAAAUCAACGGGAUUGGAUAAGAGCCCAGAUAGGAAGCAAUCAGUCAAAUCUACUGAUUCAAAGCACGUUACAACGGCCAAGAUAACCAUCUCUCCUGUGGCUUCUAAGACAAAGCCUAAGGAUGAGAAGCCCACAACGAAGAAACCCAAAAAGAUCACUCAUAGCGAUUAUUCCUCAGAAGCUGAAGAUUCAGAAAAGGAGAAUCCCCAGGUUGAGCAAGAAGUUACAAGGACCACUGAGAAAAUAACAAGACGCAUCAAUAAACUUCCGGUAGUUGAGCGUAAGGAAUCUGCUCCAGUUUACAGUUCACGCCAAGAAAAGGAAUCUGUUCAUAAGAUGGCAAGAUCAACAAGUGAGAAUACAUUCCGUUCAUCAACGAGAAAACGCUCGAAGCCAGAAGUGGAGGUAACUGCUAGUAAAACACCAGAAAAACCAACAAAAGUCGAUUCGAAGCGACCCACAAAGUGCAUCACAACGAAAACAAUCAACCUUACAGCAACGAAUCACAUUGAAACAAAAACGAGUGAAGAUGUUGAUGUGAUCGUUGAUAUUCAGCAGGCAAAGUCAUCACGUGAGCCAUCACCUAAUAGAAUAAUCCCGGUUCCCGUGUCUCCGGAAGAAGACACAGGGAAACCAAGAUAUCCAGAUGAUAUCCACGAACCCGAUGACGAAAGACGGCAGCCUAAGAUAAAGAACAUUCCAAUUUUCGAAGAGGAAACGAGCGACUACAUCGGUUGUAGUAUUACCGAAGUGGCCGAAGAUGAUACCACAAUGUCCGUGACCGAGAAGGUGAAUCUCUUUUCGAGUAUCAAAGAAACCUCCAACUACGACAAGACAUCAACAUUUGUUAAGGAAUCUUCAGUUGAAAUUGAUGAUAAACUCAGGAACGACGAAUGUCUUCUGAGUGUGUCAGAUAAGGUGAAUAAAUUCAUCACAACAGCCGAAGAAGUAAAGAAGAUCAGAACAUCUACGCCAUUCUCACCGGAACGCGAAAAGGAUGAUUCAAUUCGCGUUGAUGAAGAAUGCUUGUUGAGUGUUACCGAUAAAGUAACCAAGUUUAUUUCGACAGCUGAAGAAAUAAAGAAACCCAAAGUAUCAGCUCCAUUUGUUCCCGAAACACGUACUGAAAAUGGAGAUUUGGUAAAUGAUGAGAGUCAACUGAGUGUCACGGAGAAGGUUACGAAGUUCAGAACAAGAGCCGAAAAGCUCUCUGAAUCUACGCCACAGAGAUCACCGGAACUUGUGGCAAAGAUCGAUAGGCAGGUUUCGCGAUCAAAACCACCAACAGUUGAGAAGGUGCCUGAAGAAGAAUUUGGAGAUUUUGAAGAUGAGAAAACUCCAACAAGAAAAUCAAGCAUAAAAGAUCGUUAUACUCCAAAAGAGAAGUCCACAGUUCCCUCAUCUCCAAUUACACUGAGGAGUACGGAGAUUGUUAAGAAGGCAAAGGCUGUAUUUGAGAAGAAUAAGACUCCUGAUUCUAAGCCUCGUGAUAUCCUUUCUCGUCCUUCCGUUUGGGAGGGUAAGAAGUCUACAAAGUUAUCAGAUAUUGGAGUCAAGGAGAAGAAGGUACCAGAGAAACCAACUGCGGAAGAAGUUUCAAAGUCUGAAGGAUUCUUCCUCACAGAGCCCCACAACAGAGACACACCACGGGAACUUGAUCGUGCUUUCCAGAAUUCAAAUGAUUCAAUCCCUUCAUACCUGAAGGAUGCUGUGGCUACAAGAAAGAAUAUUUUUGAGAAGAAAAUAUCAUCUUCACGUCUUGAGACUGAGAAGAUCAGAAGGAAGUCUCAGGAGAAUGUUGAAAGAAAGCUUUCAAAGACUACAGAUGACAUUGAACCAGUUGUUGAGGAAGUUUGUGUGAAAAAGAUUGCAUACCAGACUCCAGCUUAUCCAACUGAGCCUGCGAAUCAAAGUGAAGCAUCUCCCAGGGAUUCUGUUGGAGCUAAAAGGAGUAUCUUCGAAAGGAAGGAUUCUCUCCCAUCUUACAUGAGUCACACUGUUAGUUCUCUUGAACACAUGACCGGUACACGAAAGGAUUCCAUUGAGAUUAACAAGAGCAAUCUGAGAAAGGCUUCAGUGGAGAAGAAGGAAGAGGAAGUUUACGAUGGAAAUCCAAGAAGUACCGUCAAAUUUGGAGUUGCUCUAAAGAGAACUGAUUCAGAGACUUCGCAACCGCGAAGAAAGUCCAGUUGCUCCGAAAUUCCCCACAUAGAGGAAAUCUUUGAUCUUGAACUGCUAGAAAGAAUGUUGGAAACAGUAACGGGCUAUGAGCAACGAAGAAGGAUUCGAGCACAAAUUCGUUUGGUGAAGAAGCAAAUGGAAAGUAAGUCCGAGAUAACUUCUGUGCGAAAAAUAAGUCCAACCCGGAAGCUUUCACCGCGAAAAAUCAGUGGGAAACCAUCUGAAGCAGCAGAACAUACGCAAUUAAAUGGGCAUAAGAGUGAAAGUGAAACAAUUGAGAUUUAUGAGAAGCACAUCUCACGCAGUCCUAGUCCACCAAAAUCCCUUCCAAAUCUACGACAGAUACGUCCGAUAAUUCCUGAGCAGAAGGAUGAGAAACCCAUUUGGGCGACAAAGAAUAUUUUGAAGAAAGCAUCGGAAACAAAUAGAACUUAUACAAGUCGAAGGGUAGUCAGUGAUACGAAGAGUCAACGCACCAGGACCGUUGAUACGAUGUCUGAGCCAAAAUCCAUUGAUUGUGUUACAUCAAGUUAUGGGAUUGGACCUACAGAUGACAAUGGGCAGCCUUUGUUUGGACUGAGAGCUCUCAAGAAGAAGAAUACGUCAUCCAGUGAUACAACAACUAAAGUAUCCGGUAGCAUCAUCAGAGAGUCCUAUCAUUCUAUGAAUGGUUCUGAGCCCGUUGGACAGCGCAGUGUUACGCUCUACUCAUCAGACCCAACAGAUUUUGAUCAGUUUGGUGAGAAAGCUGAGAAAAAAUCACCCGCACAGAUUCGCGAUAAGCUCCUCGAGAGUGAGCAAUCACGAAAAAUUCACAGCGUGACGAAAACCCAAAAAAUAGGUGAAAAUCAUGAGGAAACCUCACCGAAAGUCGUUCGUCGUGGUUCUGUGAAGGAGCUGAGUGAGAAAUUUAUACAGAAGGAAGCUGCCAUUGUGGAUAAGUCAACAACGCAGAGUUACCCAAAAGCCGGGCUUAUCCUUCGCACGCAGACAAGUCGAGAGGAUCGUCGUGACGAUCGACGUGAUUCCGAUACGAAGCCGGUAAAAUCUGAGAAGCAACAAGGGAGGGUUGUUGUGACAAAGACACAAACAAUCAGUGGUGAUGGUGGUGGUUACAAAACAACAACAACCACCACGAGCAAGGAGACACGAUCAUUUCUCAACAGUGCCAAUAGUAAAGUCACGGACGUUCAAGAUGUUCUCGAUCGAAUGAGGAACGCCGACAACGUGGAGGAAGCCGAAGAUAGUGUGGAAGACCGAGAAGCCAGAGCUCUCCUGAAUAAAUUCAUAGGAGCCAGCGUCCUUAUGGCUGGAAUGGAGUCAAUGAUGCCACAGGAAAUGAAUAAAAUUGUCGGACAACCCAUAAAGCAGCAGGUUGCUAAAAGUACGACAAAAACAGUUAAAACAUCGGCUUCCCCCAAGAGAAAACCCUCAAAUAUUGACGAAAUUUGGGACGAAGUUCUUCUAAAGCAGCUGUUGGAGCAAACAACAAACUACGAAGAGCGCCGAAAACUACGUGCUAGACUUAAGCAAGUGAUGGCGGAAAAGGAAGCUUGUGCUGACAUCGUAGCGAGUGUCAAGAGAGAAUUGAAGCAGCAGCAGCUCGAGGAGAGCACAGAAGAAGAGGAGGUGGUUGAGGAGGAGGAGGAAGAAGUGGAGGAAGAAGAGGAAGAAAUUGAGGAGGAGGAAGAAGAGGAGGAAGAGGAAGAGGAAGAAGAGGUAGUUGCUGCUCCCAAGGCAAAUCCAAAGGAUACGAAACCACCAAAAGCCUGCCCGAAGGAAGUAGCAGCGGCGCAAGUGAACACAAAAAGUCAGGGUGAGUCUCUCUUAUUGCCCCUACUACAGGGACUCCUGCACAAGAAAUCACCGCAACGAUCUAACUCCAAUCAGAGCACUAAUGAUGAGUGUGCUGUUCACGUGGAAGACUCCGGCACCGAAAGUGGUGAAGAUUUGAAACUCCUUGCAGCUGGAUUGCAUGACACAAUGGAGAUGAAUCGCCAGGAUGCAACUGCGAGUCGAGCUGGGGUGGAUCAGGGGCUCCUACUUGAUGUUACGGCUGCCCUGGGACGGUUGGAGUCAUCCCUGCGCGAGGGUAGGGACGUCAAUCUCGACACGAAGAGACGCUCAACACUACUUGGGCUCGUAUCACGCCUCCAGACGGGACUUAUAUCGCCCGAUAAGAUAUCCCCGACGGAAAAUGAUCUCUCCUCACCGGAAGUGGAAGCACGUCCCGACCCGGGAAGACGACCAUUUGGUGCUGCUCGAUUUGCAAAGCGACGUACGCGACAAAAUCGGCACACAGUGGGCGUGAGUCGUGAAGAGCUAGCUGAUGCCCGAAGGUACAUGGAGGACAUGAUAAUGCGGGAGAAUCAAUCGAGUACCGGGACACCGGAGGCCAUUACCACGCCCCCGGAAUUCCCAUAUAAUCUCCAGAAGCAAGCAUCAGCAGGUGCAUUGCUCACCUCUGAGCCCACAACUGUCCUCCAGCGCCCCAAGGAGUUUGUCAAGGAGAUCCCCAGCCCUGAAAUUUCCCUCCAUAGCGCCCCAUUGGUUCAUAUGCGUGAUAGCAGGCCAAAGUUUAAAUUUAUGCGACAAUCUCUGAGCUUGGAUGCCAGUGUUCACGACACACCCCCACCGCCACCAAGUCGUCAAUAUCACGAAAGUAUCUCUGUGGAUUCAUCGCAAACGCAAGUGAAGAAAUCCAUCCAGGAUGCCGUGUACAGGGCUAAGAAUAAGAAAUUGGAGCAUCAGAAGGCAUCUGAUGGCGAGGGCUUUCGCGUUGAGGAGAAAAAUCAACGGAAUCGUGUCAAUCAUGGGAAGAAAAGUGUGGCACGGAGUAGAACUCCUCCAGCUUCGGCAGCUCAGCGUUUGCUGGAAAUUGCCACAUCCGACGACACCAGUCGCUCAUCGAAGAAAAUAAAAAUGAAGCGUGCCAACACAAUUGAUAUCCCGAAACCCCUCAAAAUAGCCCUGGCCGUGGGUGAGAGUGAUGAUGCCAUGUCUGAGAAUGAAUUCCUCGGACAGAAAGUGAGUAAAUCUCAAAAUUCUCAAGGCCUCAAGACGGCCAUUCAGGUUGGGGAUAAGAAACCCGCAGGAAAGACCGUGGUGCCGGUGUUUCAGCCCAAAACGGAGAAUGAUCACAAAUUCCUGGCGUUCAUUCACAAGCAGACAGCAAAUAAUGGAUUAUCGUGGUCAAAGCCAUCCAAUGAAAUUGGGAAAGUCCUCCCAGAGCCCAAGACUGAUAAACAUCACAACUGGAGCAAUAAAUUCGGCAAUAUAAAGAAUACCUUUGAGAAUGUGCCAAAGAAUCAAACUCUAGGGAUGAAGGUGACAUCACCGGUGGGAUUAAAUUCUGCCAGGAAUUUCUGGAAGACAACUGAAUCCACUGUGGUCACGCACAAACCACUCCUGCCCAAGAAGACACCACCGAUUGUGUCGAAACCACCGUGGUCUGGUGAGAAGGGCGUUGGGACGAAAAUAGAGAAAUUCGAAAUUCCACCCCAUCAACCCCAAUCCCCACAACUUAUCAUCCCCAAACCAAUCCCAGUGAAUAAAUUCUCUCAUGCCCCCAUGUCUGUUUUCAAGCCACUCCCACCCAAGAAGAUUAUUCAGCAAAUUCCUCCCUUCAAACCCAUUGCCCCCGAAGCUAUCCCACACACUGUCCAACUUCCUCAUCCCACAAAUUCCACCGUUAAGCAACUUACAAAUGGCUUUAUGGACACCUCCGGAAGAGGAGCUAAGCCCCCAUCGGGUUUGACGGCAUCCUCACCAACGAGGAAUCUUGCCAAUUACCAAUUUACCCAGCAGAAUACCUCACCAAAGUCCCCGACCAAUGUCCUUCCGUGGACAGCUAAGGUUGUGCCCGAGAAGCGUGUUCUCAAUAUUGCUGCUGCUAAAUUCGAAGUUCCUCCCCCGCCAAAGAUCCCCAGUCCAAGAAAACUCUCCCCACGAUCGCAAUCAAUGAAAUAUCGCUCUACUCAGGAAACUUACGUCGCUCCCCAACCGCCAAUGCCAUCAAAUCGUCUCUACGAGAAACGUCCCUCACUCCCGAAUCCCGAUUAUUCCUUCUUGGAUGACAUUGACACAUCUGGGUACGAUGAAACCUACCACAAUACGCAGAUGAAUGAAAAUAUCUUCCAAGUUAACCCGUCGUACGUGGCUCCGCGUUCUAAGCACAUGGGUAGUGUACCGAAUCUCACUGAUUUGUCCUAUGAGACGCCAAGGAGUUACACUGUAACGGACUACACACCACCAGGAUGUGUCUCAACAUGUGUCCCUCAGUGGACAGUUGAUAGUCCUCGGGAUUCCAUAACAAAUCCCAAUGCUGAACCCCUGGUGCUCACAUGCGAACGACCCGUUUACAGCCCGAAGCAACAGCAGGAGACUCUGAAAAUUUUCGACUAUCCAAGUCCAGUGUCUGUGUCACCGGCAAAAUCCUCCAAUGAUGCCACUGAUGAGUGGGAUGAGGAUUUAACGGACUCCACGGAGUACAAGGCUGUGUCGUCGCGUGUAAUGACGGGACCUAUUUGUCAUUCAGCUGUAACAGUGAGCCACAAGACAUCGAGAUUGGGUGAUGAGGAUCCCAAUGGGAAGGGUUCAGAUGCCGCCAAGAGUCUCCAUUCGGUUUUGCGUGGCAUUAAAAAGGCUACACCACCGAAUUCACCCAAAUACCCCGCAAGUCCCACCUCGAGGAGCCCCACUAAGGGGCGACGCACCCCUCCGAGCCCAAUUGUCCUCAAACCCCAGGAAGUUGUGCGGCAAUCAGGUCCGAAGAUUGUGGAAACCCCUGCAACACCACAAGCUACCCUACCCAGCCAUAUAAUCUACAACAACGUCCAUCAACGCUCACCACCGGAGAAGUUCGUGAGCACGUACAAUCAAAUGGCACGCGUGACGAGUACACAGUCCGGCCCAAAUGCCCUAAAACUGACGGCCGAAACUGAAACCACAGAAGAUGUUUCUAAAAAUGAAGACGAUGGAGUCAUUACAACGACAAAAACAAUUACCACAAAAACUGUUCAAUCGAGAGUUGCUGCCAAGCCAAUGUCUCCCUUUGCUAAGUUCCGCCAGUUGGAUAAGCAAAAUUCAGCAACUUCUCCACUCAACUCCCCAUUAACACCUUCAACUCCCAAGACACCUGGGGGAUCUGCAGCCCCAUAUUUUAAGUUUACCGACCCAGCGUUAAGUGCUCGUGCCGCCACUGUUAAGGAACAGCUACUGCAGUGGUGUCAGAAUAAGACAAUGGAAUAUGAGAACGUUCAAAUAACCAACUUCUCUACGAGCUGGUGUGAUGGAUUAGCAUUCUGUGCACUCAUUCAUCACUUCCUGCCGGACGCUUUCGAUUACAGCGCCCUGACACCUCAGCAACGCAAACACAACUUCACACUCGCUUUCCGAGUGGCUGAUGAGAAAGCCGGGAUCGCGCCCCUUCUCGAUGUCGAGGACAUGGUUAUGAUGCGAAAACCCGACUGGAAGUGCGUUUUCACCUACGUCCAAUCGAUCUAUCGACGCUUCCGGAAUGCUGAAUGAACAAAAAGCCAUCUUUCAGUCUUUUUUUGUUAAUUAAAUUGUAGGAAAAAAGAAGUAGUCAAAAGUCUCCAAGAGUUGCAUUGUUGCUAAAGCCAUUUGUUAUCAGCUCGUGUUCCCUUUACAUACUUAUUUUACAGCCCCUCCCCUAACCCCAAUUUCUCUUUCAAUGUGCCCCCAAGAAUAUAUUUUUUAUGAUAUAAAAAUUGUAAUAUUUUCUAAUAUAUAAUAUAAAAAAAGAAAAACAAUAUAGAAAUAAAAAAAAGAAACAAUAUUAAACAAUAUCGUGAUGAAGAAAAUUUGUAUGAAACUUGCAUAAAUCUGUAUUUAUUAGAUGUUUAGAUUUUACUUGAGAAUCUUUUUCUACCAAUAUUUUGUAUUGUGGUGCAAUUUAUUUAAAACAAACAAUGAAAAAUCUAUUAAUAUUUCAAUAUGUUGAUGAAAAAAAAAACUCUAAAAAGAAAAUUACAAAGAACCCUGAUGUUGGGUUUAAUAAUAAAAAAAAUGAUUUGCUCUCUAACUUUAUCUUCUAAACUAAUGAAGAAAUCAAACUGACUAAAAUGUAACUCUUUUACUGUGUUUUUUGUUAAUAUUUUUUUUUUCACCUCUCAAUGAGGAAAAGCCGCAGAAAAAUGUGUAAUAAUUUAACCAAAUAAUUUUUACAGAAAAAAAAAUAAAAUUGAGAAAAUGCUUUGAAGUAAAGUAGUCGUGCAACAUU
Molecule: messenger RNA, 11481 nt
Organism: Lutzomyia longipalpis
Lineage: Eukaryota; Metazoa; Arthropoda; Insecta; Diptera; Psychodidae
Product: titin
Exons: 14
Coding region: 33-10766 (3577 amino acids)
Biological process (GO): actin cytoskeleton organization
Cellular component (GO): microtubule organizing center; filamentous actin
Molecular function (GO): protein binding
Source: RefSeq, a predicted model, not a curated record